Molecule: messenger RNA, 1143 nt
Organism: Capsella rubella
Lineage: Eukaryota; Viridiplantae; Streptophyta; Magnoliopsida; Brassicales; Brassicaceae
Product: F-box protein DOR-like
Exons: 1
Coding region: 1-1143 (380 amino acids)
Molecular function (GO): protein binding
Source: RefSeq, a predicted model, not a curated record
AUGAAGAGAAAAGUUCCCAACUCGAUCGACUCAACCGAUCUCAUCCUCGAGAUACUCUCGAGAUCAUCAGCUAAAUCAGUUUCUAAGUUUCGUCGCGCCUCCAAAUUCUGGGAGUCAACGCUUCGCCAUCAAUAUUUCACAGAGUUGUUCCUAACCAGAUCAUCAGCUCGACCACGUCUCUUAUUCUCCCUUGAAAACUCCAAUGACUUGAUCUUCUGCUCAUCUCCUCAGUUUCAGAAUCCUCCUCACGAAUCGUCUCUUGUAGUAACCGCGGAGUUUCACAUAAGUUUCCCUGCAGAGUGGCGCUUACAAAACUGUUGUCCUGUCUCUGGACUGGUCUAUUGCCCUAGCUCACGGCUCUCAGUGGAUAGGUUACCUGUGAUAUGUAACCCUAGCACGGGACAACAAGUAAGUUUACCAAAACCUAAAACUACUAAGGCAUUGGUGCAUAACUUUUUUUGGUAUGAUCCGGUUCUAAAAAACUUCAAGGUCGUGUGCAUGAGCCAUGAUAAAGACGUUGCAGUCGAGGAGUCUUGGAUCUUGGCACUAGGAACUGGAACGUGGAGGUUAAUAAAAGGGAGACUUGGCCAUUAUCCUUUAUCUAAAGGGAUAUGUGUCAAUGGUGUUUUGUACUAUAUAGGUCGCCGAGUAGCAGUUAAUAAUACUGUGGUGAUAGCUUGCGUUGAUUUUAAUAAGAUGAGAUUAGCAUUGAUUCCGGAAGUUAAUGGCAUUUCACUUUGGUCAAGGCCUAGCGUUUUGGUUAAUUACAAAGGCAAGUUAGGAGGGAUUCAGAGUGAGUGGAGUGGUGGUAAUAAUGUUGAUGGAAGGCUUAGCCUUGUGUUGACUUUAUGGGUUUUAGAGGAUUUCAAGAAAAGGAUGUUUUCGAAACGUGUUUACAAUUUGCCUGAAUUGUGGGAGAAUCGAAACGUUAAUGGAUCAGUUUCCAUCGCUGGAGUGACUGGUACGGGUGAAGUGGUUUUGUCGAGGGGGUAUACUUCUAACCCAUUCUAUGUUUACUACUUCAAUCUUGAUACCUACACUGUUCAAAGAGUUGAGAUCCAAGGAUUUGAAGCGCUUGAGAGAUAUAGAGUUCAAGCCUUUGUAGACCAUGUUGAGGAUUUAAAGUUUCUAGCAGCGAGCUAG